Miscanthus lutarioriparius is the source of this 843-nucleotide messenger RNA. NCBI's taxonomy places the organism in Eukaryota, Viridiplantae, Streptophyta, Magnoliopsida, Poales, Poaceae. The record is from the annotation of a GenBank genome assembly.
AUGAUGUCUACCCUGAAGAAUGGAAAAAUUGUUCGCGGGCUUGCUGGUGUUCCUGAUAAAGGUCCUGUCUUGUUUGUGGGCUAUCAUGCGCUCAUGGGUAUUGAGUUGAGUCCUCUGUAUGAAGAGUUCCUGAGGGAGAAGAAGACAAUUGUUCGUGGUAUGGCUCAUCCAUUUUUGUUUGGAAAAAAAUUUGAGUCAUCGCGCCAGGAGAUAUCUCGGAUCGAUACUGUUUCUAUGUAUGGUGGAUUACCGGUCACCCCUAUCAAUAUGUACAGGUUAUUCGAGAGGAAUGAAUUUGUUCUGCUUUAUCCUGGCAGUGUUCGGGAAGCUCUGCAUAGGAAGGGUGAAAAAUACAAGCUGUUUUGGCCAGACCAACCAGAAUUUGUAAGAAUGGCUGCGCGCUUUGGUGUUACUAUCAUACCCUUUGGGUGUGUAGGAGAAGACGACGUUCUAGAGUUGGUUCUGGAUUACAACGAUCAGAAGAACAUUCCCGGACUUCGGGAGUGGAUAGAGUCAAUCAACAAAGAAGCAGAGAGAGUGAGGGACAGUGUAAAAGGGGAGGAUGGAAAUCAAGACAUGUACUUGCCAGCUCUUCUCCCAAAAGUACCUGGUAGAUUGUACUACCUAUUCGGGCAACCGAUUGAAAUGAAAGGGAUGAACAACCUUUUCAGAGAUAGAAAGAGGGCAAACGAGGUGUAUUUACGUAUCAAAUCAGAAGUGGAGGAGAUAAUGUCAUAUCUCAAGAGGAAGAGGGAUGAAGACCCUUACAGGAGUAUAGGGCAGCGUGCGCUGUACCAGGCAACAUGGGGCGCCUCUGCUCAAGUCCCAACUUUUGAGCCAUGA